GUAAAUCCAAGAGAUAUAAGCUACCUGCGAGGACAAUUGCCUAAAGCUAAAGUGAUUGACCAAAGUUCUUUUUUCUCUACUGGCGUUGACUACGCAGCCCCUCCUAAAAAGAUUCGCAACAAGACAAUAGCCAAGGCUUACUUAUGUUUGUUCGUGUGCUUGCGCUGAUUCGUAGCACGAAGAGAUAGGUGCAGGGAAAUAUAUUCAGGUAACGACACAAAUUUCAUUGGGACGCGCAAAUUUCACUAAAGAUAGAGCUAUAUUAAGGAGUUCUUGUCAUCAAAUCAGAAAUUCAUUUCUGAAUUCAUGGUCUCUGAAAGCUUUGAUUGAUACUCCAUUCCUCCCCAUGUUCCUCGUUUUGAAGAGUGCAAUUAAAUUAUGU
Messenger RNA from Heterotrigona itama, 382 nucleotides. The record is from the annotation of a GenBank genome assembly. Lineage: Eukaryota; Metazoa; Arthropoda; Insecta; Hymenoptera; Apidae.